UGGUAACGAUAUAAGAAGGAUCGUAGAAUAACGAAGUAUAUCGCUCAAUCGUUCCAAUCAGAAUAACAGAGGGUCUGUUUUUCUAUCCCUGAAUCCUCAUUCUAUUCUGCUUUCAAACUAUUGUAAAUUAUUUUCUUUCUAAAAUGGAUAAGAAGAAGUUAAGCAAAGAAGAAAAAGUUGGUUCUGAUGGAUUAACCAAAAAAGAACGAAGAGCUUUGAAAGUACAAGCUAAACAGACUGAUGAUAACAAGGCAGAGUUAAGAAUUAAUCAGAAAAAUAAAAUUCAAGAGGAGGGUUCCCCAGAAGUGAAAGUAAAAGAGAACAUAUGUGCACUAGGAGAAGCUGCCCUCAGCUCUUCAGAAAAAAAUGAUAGUUUAAGUGAAAAACAAAAAAGGAAGCUGGAGUGGGAAAGGAAACAGAAAGAACAAGGCAAUCAGAUCAAUAAAGGCGAGAAGGAAGAUUUAUCUAAAGCAGAACUAAGAGCUAAAAGAAGGGAAAUUCAAGAAGUACAAAGGCAGGCCAAAAUUAAAGCUGAAGCUGAGAAAAAUAAGGGUAGUCCUAAAAAAAAAGCAGAUGAAAACAAAGUUAAAGACGAACAACUUACUUCAAAAAAUGAUUCUUUGAGUAGAAUACCUAAUUCUUCCGUUCAAGAAUCUAAGAAUAUUAAUUUGUUCAACCAUCUUCUUGCCUCUAGAUUUGAAUCAAAUGAGGAAGCAUAUCCAGCAGUUGUGCCUGAUAUUCAUCCAGCUUUCAUAAAUUUUGGAAUAUUGUAUUCUACUGGUGAUGUACUUGGGUCUAAUGAUAAAACAGCUAAAUUUCUUUCAGCUAUUAAAAAUUUGAUUUACAAUUUAAUAGUUCCCCCUGGGGAAGAAUUCUGUAGAUAUCUUGAAGUAGUUCUUGAUAAGUGUGUAUACUUCUUACAAAAACGUAAACAUGUAUCAUUCUCAAUGUUGAAUUCUUUAAAGGCUUUCAAGGUUUUUCUAACUCAAUUAGAUAAGACCCUUUCUGAUGAUGAGAAAAAAGAAUCUCUUUCAGAGUACAUAGAUACUUAUAUUCAAGAACAAAUAAUUACUGCUGGUAUUGCCAUUAGCUUGAGGGUUGAGGAAAAAAUUUCAAAUAAUGAUGAAAUAUUGGUUUAUGGCUGGUCACCUGUAAUAUUCAAUAUAUUGGUGGAAACUUAUAAGGAACACAAAAAAGAUUUUAGUGUUGUUAUUGUUGAUAGUAGACCGUCAUUUGAAGGGGAUGAAAUGUUGAAAAAUAUCUCUGCUGUUGGAAUUAAACAUAAAUAUGUUAUGCUUCAUGCCUUGAGUCAUGUGAUGCCUUUUGUAAAUACAGUAUUAUUAGAAGCUGAUGCAUUGUUGACUAAUGGUUAUCUCAUAUCAAAAGCAGGUACUGCCCAAAUUGCUAUGAUGGCACAAGCACAUAGUAAACCUGUUCUUGUUUGUUGUGAGACUUACAAGUUUACUGAGAGAGUACAAACUGAUGGUAUGAUGUGCAAUGAGCUUGGAAAAUUAGAUUUGCUUUUAGAGAACAGAAAGCACCUGAAUCCUGUGCCUAAGGAAGAAAAAAGUAAACCAACCCUUUUCAAUCUCUUGUAUGAUGUGACACCUUCAGAUUUAGUAACUGCAGUUUUGACAGAGUUGGCCAUAUUACCAUCUUCUAGUGUACCAGUUGUAUUGAGAAUAAAACCUCAAGAACUUUAAAUGAAUGAUAUUUUUAGUGUAUAUAAUUUUAUUCUGACUUGUUGCAGAACUCAUAUUAAUUGAAUAAUAUCGAAGAUAAUAAAUGAUCCCCAUUUGUUGAA
Harmonia axyridis is the source of this 1804-nucleotide messenger RNA. It is a transcript of the gene eIF2Bdelta, whose product is annotated as translation initiation factor eIF-2B subunit delta. Bases 144 to 1703 code for a protein of 519 amino acids. The transcript is spliced from 4 exons. Lineage: Eukaryota; Metazoa; Arthropoda; Insecta; Coleoptera; Coccinellidae. The record is from RefSeq and is a predicted model, not a curated record.